AUGAACAACUACUGGCUGGAAAGCAACAACAACAUCGCCAUUCCCCUCAAGGACAGCAUGAAGCUGAUCAACGGUCUCAAACCUGUCAAGCCAUUUCGUGGCCAGCUCCAGUACAACAAUCUUAGUUACGAAAUAGCUAGCCAUGUCAUCAAGGAACUCUCUGGCCAGACCUGGAGCGAGAUGCUGCAGUCCCGGCUCUUCGAUCCCCUCGAGAUGAAACGAACUGGCACGCACGAGAAUUUCGCUGGCCCGGACAAGGAGUAUGUCGGCGUCUACUUGAAUCAUGUUGGUACCGUGCACAUUGAUGUUUCAUUGACUGAUGGGCAACUCAACAUCAUAUUCCAAGGGCUCCCGGAUGAGGUAUGGCCAUUGCACCACUGGGAGCACGAUAUCUUCACGUGGCUUCCUGAAUCGCGGGAUGCAGUCGCAAGCCGAGGAAGAUUCACCUUCCAAAGUCCGGAUUAUUACAAGAUCAAGUUCGGCAUUUCCGAUGACGGUCAGGUGGAAUCACUGACCUGGAUUCAUGAAGGCUGGAACGUACCUGAAGGGGAAGACUUCUUCAAAGUGGGUACACAGAAGGCUACACAGAAGGAGUUUGGCCAGCAAGAACCACUACAGGGGCCUAAGCUUAGCUGA
Messenger RNA from Trematosphaeria pertusa, 636 nucleotides. RefSeq lists its product as uncharacterized. The record is from RefSeq and is a predicted model, not a curated record. Bases 1 to 636 code for a protein of 211 amino acids. The transcript has a single exon. Lineage: Eukaryota; Fungi; Ascomycota; Dothideomycetes; Pleosporales; Trematosphaeriaceae.